AUGGGAAUUGGUGUCAAACUACAGAAGAUGUGGCAACAUUCCGACACCUAUAAAGAUAGACUUCAGACCAUGCUCCGUGGUAUGAUAAAUCAAGGGUUAGGUCACGCGUCUGGUCCACAUAGCAGCUUCAUUCCCUAUCACGUCGAUGCAAUCACACUACAACCAUUUGGAAAUGGUUGGCAAGAUGAAAUGGCAAUGGGGCGAGUGAUUGAGAGUGUAUUUAGGAGCUUGAAUAACCUACUUGAACAUCUCCACCAGAGCUUUUUCUUCUACAUUUUGAUGCAAACAAAUCGGUUUGUUAGCAUAGGCACUUUCCUUCCUAGCGCCAUGCUUCUGGGUAUCAACUUCACGAUCAUGGCAAUUUUUCUCUGGAUAAAAAGUGGUACCACAGCUUCUAGUGCUGAAACUGCGAGUACGAAAGAUAAAAUUCCUAGAUUAGCAUUAAGCCCAGACGUGAAGGAGAAAACUCUUAGCCCAGACGAGGAUGGUGUGAAUGUCGAAAGAGAGUUGUUCCUACCACUUGCUGUGGUCGCUGGAGUACAGUUUCUUGGAUUACUGCCCCUGUAUAUUUUUAAUAAUACCUCUCAGACACUUCUCCCCUUCAUAUUUGUUGUUUUCGCAGUAUUCAGCCUGUUUUUGCCUUUCAUGAUCUCAACCAUUUUGACCCACUACGUUUCACUUACAAUUCAACAUUACCAACUAAUAAAAUCCUUUUCGCUUCUUUUACUCGGACUAUUUCUCUCAUCUCUGGCAACAUUGAAUUUCUCGCUCGCCUUCUUUGUUGGCCUAUUUUCUGCUCCCUUGGCCUUUGUCAGACCUCUUCCUCAUUAUCCUAAGGUCUCUUUACUACUCGCAGCAUCGCUACAUUUAAUAGCCCCUCCAACUAUAGUCGCUCUCAGCACAUGGUUCUGGGGGUUCGAAAUCAGAGAUAUCUUAAAGGAAGCUGCAUUCGGUUGGAAUGUGUGGUGGAUGAAUACGCAGGUCGUAGUAUGGUGUGUUUGGUGGCCGGCGUGGCUUCUUGGUAUGUUUUCCUUGCAUGGGAAGCCAAGUUCAGAAUUAUAA
Messenger RNA from Blumeria graminis f. sp. triticale, 1062 nucleotides. NCBI's taxonomy places the organism in Eukaryota, Fungi, Ascomycota, Leotiomycetes, Helotiales, Erysiphaceae. The record is from the annotation of a GenBank genome assembly.